This is a messenger RNA of Tyto alba (common barn owl), 4331 nucleotides long. RefSeq names its product chromosome unknown C8orf58 homolog (gene CUNH8orf58). The coding region runs from base 191 to 1111 and encodes 306 amino acids. The record is from RefSeq and is a predicted model, not a curated record. NCBI's taxonomy places the organism in Eukaryota, Metazoa, Chordata, Aves, Strigiformes, Tytonidae. The transcript is spliced from 12 exons.
CCCGGUGCUCCCUCCCCGGCCCCCGGUGCUCCCUCCCCGGCCCCCGGUUCAGCCCUGCCUGGGGAUGCUCCGCCGCCGCGGAGCCUUCAGCCUAGAGCCGCUCCGCGGCCGCGGGCCCCGUCGCCGGCUGGGGUGGCUAUAAAAGGGAGCGCCGGGACGCGCGCCCGGCAGUCGGCUCCGGCUCUCGGCGAUGUGGGGUGGCUCCCGCGCUGUCUGGAAGAGGAGGUUCAGCUGCUAUGGUCCCUGGGAGACGGCGGAGAGCUGCGUGGUGAGCACCUCCGCCAGCGUCUACCGCCGGUUGCAGGAGAGCCCGCGGCAGCCCCCGGCGGGGGGGAUGAGCACCUGGGGGCCCCCCCCACCGCCACCCCUCUCCCCCAGCAGCCCCCCGGCAAGCGGGCGGCUCCUCAAGUCCGAAUCGGAGGACUCCGGGGUGGAGAUGGCCAGCAACGAGCACUCGCCUUCCACCCCCCUGGGCUCCGAGAGCAGCUUCUCCCUCGACGGUUUCCCACCGGGGAAGAGCCCCCCCGGGGAAGAACCGGGCACGGAGCCCCCCCGGGCCCCCCGCAGCCGCUCGGCCAGCAAGAAACUGGUGCAGGCAGCGCAGCGGAGCAGGAGGCAGCGGGUGCCCGGGCGCUGCCGACGCAGCACCAGCGCGGCAGAGCCGGCGUGGGACCCCGAGGAGCCCAGUGCUGAGGACCCCGAGGGAGCGGCCGUGCCGGGACAGGGGUUGAGGUAUUUGGAGCACGUCUGCCAGAUGCUGGAGCGCCUGGCCCGGCUGCAGCAGGACAACCGGCUGCUCCGGCAACAGGCGGCGGAUGCCCGGCACACCCGCCCUGACACCACGCCCACCCAGGAGCCGCGGGGGCAGGAUCGGGCCCUGUGGAGGUUCCGGCCGCGCUCCUGCUCGGACAGCCAGGCACCAGCGCCUGACCCCGGGCCGUGCCGGAGGCCGUGGGGGCACUCGGCCAGUUCCCCCAGUCUGCUGGACCCCUCAGAGAGUGGGGCAGGAGCCCCGACACCGGACAAGGACGGGCGCUCGCAGUGGGGCCGGGUGAAGGUGCUGCUCACCCGCCUGACCCGCCGCUCGCUGCGGGGUGGCCGCUGCAGGUAGGGCCGGGGGGGGGUGUGUCGUCUCCCCCCCCCCCCCCCCCCCCCCCCGAGCCCCCCAUCCCGCUGCCAUCCCUGGAUGGAGAAACUUCACUGCACCUCAUCGCACCUAUUGCAUCACGCUUCUUGCAUCACACCCCGCCGUAUGACAUCACGCCCACCCGGGGCCGGUCCCCCCCGCCACCCCUUCACCCUUUUUUUUUUUUUUUCCCCCCCCCCCAUAAUAAAGCCUUUUCAGUGCCAAAGAGGUGGCUCUUUGCAAGGUGAUGUGAAGUUGCGCGGUGACGUCACUCUCCUUGACCCGGCGUGACGUCACGAGGGGGCGCGUCACGGUCGCGUCACUUCCGACGGCUUUCCCCACUCCUUUUGUCCGCCCGGCCCCGGUCCCGCGGCCCCCUUCAAGCUGCUGCAUCCCCCCUCCCACAUCGCCCCCGGGGCAGGGUGGGCUCCGCGGGGGGGGGGGGGUCCAGCUACCUCGGGGGGGGGGCCCUAAAGCUUGUCCUCCCCCUCCCCAAGAGCUCCCUGCUGAGCCCCCUGUUCCCCCGCUGAGCUGCUGCUGCAGGGCCGGGUACCGCAGGGGGAGGAAGAUGCUGGUGAAAGCUGCCUGCAGCCCCAGCCAGGUGCUCUCCAACCAGGUACCCCCGUUAUCCCCUCCAUCCCCCCUCUUUCCUAGCGAUUUCCUACUAUGACUUGUGUUUGUGUGGGUUUUUUGUUUUGUUUUCUUUUUUUUUUUUUUUUUUUUUUCCCCCCCUUCCCGGCAGCGUACCCCGAGACCCCCGGCUCUGCUCCCACCUGUGUCACCCCUGGGCUGCAGCAGAGCAUCCCCGGAGCCCGGCCCCAGCCUCCUGCAUCCCACCGCUCCUUCCCUGGAGACGGAGAGGCGUCCGGCUGCCCCGCGGCUUCUGCCCCCUCCGACACCCCCCCAGCUGCAUCCUGACCCCGAGGAGGAUGCUGAGGCCACUCCGGAUGAUGCUGAUUCUGCUUUCAGGGCCAAGUCCCUGCCAGGGAGAAAAGGGGAUGAAGUUGUGCUCGGCGGCGGGGAAUGGUCCUUCUCAGGGGAUGGCCCCAUCCUGACACUGACCCCGCGGUCCUGGUGUGCACGGCACAGGCUGGGCUGGAGCUGAGCACGAAGCGAUGGAGUCCUCCUCCCCAGCCUGGUGCGGAGAGUGCGCAGACCCGGCCCUGGCAAAGAGCUGCUUGUUCAGGAGCAGGUUUCCAGACGAGAGCGGAGUUUGCGCCGCCGGGAACGCUCGGGUUUGGUUUCCGUUGGGUGAAAUCCCUCUCUCGAGCGUGCAGGGACGGCAGGAGGAGCUGACGGCACAGAGCUGGGCUUUGCUGAGCAGGGCCUAAGGAUGGGUGGCUGUGUGCUGGAUGGAGGAGAGGCAGGUCGCCGGGGAUUCGGUGGCGGGGGACGGUCUGCAGCCCGGCACGGGGCGACACGGCCAUAUGCGGAUGAAGCCACAGGGAUUUCAGAGAGCCCGGGUGGGGUUUAAUCCAGCUGCAACGAGGAAUGUGGCAACUCCCAGCCGUGGAGCCCGGGGCCCUGCAGCCCACCCACUGACCCCUGCCCACCCGGCGUGGGGUCUGCCAGGGGCUCAGCUCGUGGAAAAGCGUGGCCCUGGCUCGGGCGCCUGGGCUCGGCUCCGUGCAUGGCAGUAGUUAAAUAUAGCAUCCCUGCUCCGGGUAACCGUGGCAACUGAUUUUUAUUUUGCUUAAACCUGGCCCGGCAUGUGAUGCGGUUGGGAAGGAACAGCUGAGGGGGGAUGAAGUUCUCCGCGCUGCGGGAGGAGGCGCUUGGCUCGGUCCCAGUCGGCGACUCUCCGGGAUCCGGGCCGGGGAUGCGCUGGGGUUGGGGGCCUCGCUCCGUGUCCCUGCGGACGGCCUCGCUGGGGACAGUCACCAGCCUUUCCCGUGGCCUGGCGGGGCUCCGGUCCCAUCCCCUUCACUCCCAUCUUCGCAGCCUCCCUGCCAGCAGCGGGAAGGUUUUAGUCGGGGUCCAGCUCUCCGCUUUCUGCUGGGCUUCCCGGGGUGCGCCUCACCCCUGUUCCCUGCCACGCCGCGGGGUCCCGUUUGCCAAAUUCAGGUACCGGUGGGAGGUGGUGGCGAUUUUCCUGCUGGAUGUCGGGGGGGGGGACUCCCUGGAGCAGCGGGGAGCCUCGUGCCAGCCCAAGGUGGAGAAGGGACCCCGCUGCCUCCCUUGCUGAGGAGGUCGCUGAGGCUUUGCCGCGGUGACGCCGGGUGCCGUGCCAGCUCCGCCGCCCCGAAAGCCCGUUUCAUUUUCUGCAGGUGCUUGGACAAGGCUGUGUUUUAGAGAAGGCGAGGUCCCGCUCCGGGUUGACAGCUCCCAGCACCUUCCCCGUCCUGCUCCCACCUAAACAGAGCGGUUUUUAGCAGGAGAUAGAGGCCCCUGAGCAGCACAUGGUGGCCACAGGACCACUGAGCUACCCCCUGGAGAACCAGCCCUCCUGGCUCAUCCCCACCCGGCCAGGCAUCAUCUCCCUCCUCACCCUGCUGCCGUGCAGGAGGCAGGGGGGGGGAAGCUCCCCUCCGAAGGCAGGCAGGUCCCCUGUGCCCCCCUUCCCUCCCCAAAUGGCCAUGAUGGUGAUGUUCCAGCAGCGGGAUUUUUGGCUACGAGUGUUACAAGGCGCCGCUGGAUUUUGCUGGAGAAGGGACAUCGGGAACCCGGAGCCACUAAAGCGCUGCUGGAGCGGUGGAGGAGGCGGCUGAGCAGACGUGGACUAACGACUCCUCCGAUGAGGAACCAGCAUCCGCCGGGUUUCUACCAGGAGAGAGCAAAGUCCCUGCCUGGGUGUCCUGUCGCGGGUGGCACCGGGGUCCCCGUGACCCUUUUCUGCCCCGGCCCCCUCCCUGUGGAGCUGGGCUUGAGCUGGCUCCCACCCCUGGAGCCAGGGCAGCCGUAGGGGUUUGCUCCUGCCCCGUUAUUCGUGUUUAAUGGCAACCUCUUAAUCAGGAAACCUUGCGGGGGUUGGAGACACCCCGUCUCGGCGCUCUGAGCCGACACUGCAGGUGGGGCCAGGCUGGCUGGGUUAGGAUGGAGGGACUCAAAGAGCAGGGGGGGUGCUGCCCAUAGCAGAGUCCUUCACCACAAGCGCCAACCCCAAAACUGCCUUCAGCCCCUUGUCCCAGGACUCCCCCACCCCCCUCCCUACGCUCUAAUUCGCUCUAUUCCACUGUAAAAAUUGUAUUUCUCGUGCUUUGCUGAA